AUGCCGAAGCAGCCUGCAAAGCCUCCUCAUCAAGCCACUGUUGCUUUCAAGAACAGCCAAACACCAAGUGAUCCGGCAAUGGCCGCUUCUCAUUCAACUAACCUAAGGCUGGACUAUACCAUGAACGCUCCAGAGAUGCGCCAGAGUCCCCAGGACCAGGAACGGGCAAGUAUGAUGUAUCAUACUGCUUCCCGUACGAGCCAUAAGCCAGAGAUGCUUAACUACCAGUUCAUGCAAACGGAGCCGAGAAUGGCUCCUGAGCCAUUUAUCAACAUUCAUCCCUGGCUGGAUGGAUACACGCAGGAUUUUGCCUCUGUCCCCAGCAGCAGCGGGAUGUGGGACGAGCUUCCACAGCUAGAUUUCAUGGGUAUCCCCAACGGCUACUAUCCCUCCCCGUCCGCUUCUCGCGCAAUGCAACCAUCGCCCCCCAAGGACAAUAUAUCAGACGAACGCUACGCGAAAAUCGCAAGCUUAUGGCCGACCAGAAAACAGGCUUCCCGUCGCUUAAUUCAAACCCUCUGGCGAGAUGUUGCGAACUUCGACGUGGACAACAUAUACUGUGAAGGCGACACCGGGAGCGACCAAGUCCCCAUAUCUUCAGAGGACCCUGUCGGAGGCGAGUCGAGGUGGGGGUUUGACAAUGAAAGACGGGCGAGGCUUAUCAACGACUGCCGCCCCUUGAAUAAGCAACAAUCGGAGAAAGCGCACAUCGACAGACGCGUUUCAAACGACACUAGGAGUGACUCGGGUUCCAGCGGUCAAGACAUCCAGAGUUUCGGCACUAAAUUUCCAUCAACCCAAAUUCUAGACAUCAGCAUUGAUCUUUACUUCCAUCGCUUCCACCCAUUGAUGCCAUUCAUCCAUCAACAUACAUUUUCAGCCAAAAAGACGUCAAGCACAUUGUUGUUCCCUCUGUGCUUGUUCGGUUUAACUCUCCUCGACUCGGCUCGUGCCAAAAAGUUUGUUGAUGCUCAAUUGCCAGAUGCCAUUGAGAGAUGCAGAAAGGAUCUGGUUCUAAGCUCUCGUCGCGAGGGGCAACUAGGCGAGCUGCUCACAGCCCUAGCAUCCUCGAUCCUUCUUCUUGCUCUGGCUGCUGUUAGCCUCAAGCAUUCGCUUGCAGAGUACACCCGCCUUUUGUACAACGAGACUAUGUCCGUCGCGGACCGCCACGGCUUAUUUGUCCCUCAACAGGGAGAGGAGCUUACUGCGGCGAUAUUCCAGACCUUUACGGGUGACGAUGUGGUGUGGAAGGCGUGGGCCCGGGUUGAGUCGGUCAAGCGACUUAUUGUCACGCUCAUCAUGACCGAUUCUUUCUACUCCCAUCUUGAGGGCCAUAAUCCUCUGAUCCACCCAGAGCUUCUGCAUUUUUACUUUCCGUGCAAGUCUGAGCUAUUUCAAGCUCCGAAUGGCAGACGGUGGUCUCAGAUGAUCACCAGCGGAGCAGCCACGAUCAUGCCUUGGCUUACGCCACAGCUAGAAUCUACGAUCCUCCCACCGCCAUCGGAUGCCAGCGCUAUUGGAUUUUUCGGCCUGUUCUCCACGAUUUGGGUUCGCAUUGGAGAAGCCAGAUACAGAUUCAACGUCAGCACCCCCGACAAUACGGUUCUCCUCAUUCCAGCAGAGGUUUUCGCAAAAGACAACCAAGCAGCCUCAAUCAUCCCCCUGAUUCUACAAGUGUGGCAGACUUAUGGAGAGUCUAUAGGGUCGAUCAAUCCUAAUUGCGAGGCUUUUUGGCAUCAUCUCUGUCUCGCAGUAACCGCUGACCUCGGGGUCUUUGAGCUCGCAGCAGGGCGAAGUGGAGCCGACAGUGCUAAGAGUGCUUUAGAAAAGAUCGUGACGUGGUCUCAAUCGGCAGCAGCACGCCGGGCGUGUGUCCAUGCAGCACAAACGUUCUUCAUCAUGUCAAAGAGAAGCGUGAAUAGCGGAACCUCGUUCGAAGCGGAGAUCUCUCUAGUUCUCUCAGCUCUCGUACUUGGGCUGUACGUUUUCGUGAUGCCCCAGGUCGAGGUUCCGAACGCGCCACAGGAGAUCGAAGCCUUGGAACUUCUGGAUCGUGUCAACUGGAAUCUAGUUGGCGAGGAAGGGUUUGGGAAAUACCCGCUGCCAGAGGCCAAGACGACGUGCCCAGCCAGAACGUGGAUCAGAGAUAAUGGCCCGAUCACCUUCUCGGGCGUCCUUCUCCAUGGUGGAUACUACUCUGCUCGAAGGGUGCUGCUCGAUUACGUCUAUCUUUUAGAAGAUGUAGGGAAAUGGAACGUCGGGGAGUUCUGCCACAUAUUACGAAUUAUGAGUGAUGCGCUAAUUGAUCUUGACCCGGUCUGA
Exophiala aquamarina CBS 119918 is the source of this 2322-nucleotide messenger RNA. RefSeq lists its product as uncharacterized. NCBI's taxonomy places the organism in Eukaryota, Fungi, Ascomycota, Eurotiomycetes, Chaetothyriales, Herpotrichiellaceae. Gene Ontology annotation, cellular component: chromatin. The record is from RefSeq and is a predicted model, not a curated record. Gene Ontology annotation, molecular function: DNA-binding transcription factor activity, RNA polymerase II-specific; RNA polymerase II cis-regulatory region sequence-specific DNA binding; zinc ion binding. The coding region runs from base 1 to 2322 and encodes 773 amino acids. The transcript has 2 exons. Gene Ontology annotation, biological process: DNA-templated transcription; regulation of transcription by RNA polymerase II.